AUGGAAAACCAUACUUCUGUCCUUGCUAGAGUCAGAUCUAUGUUCCUCACUAGGAAGACUAGUCUGCCUGUUUCUACUUCUAUCUCUGUCAGUAUUUGUGAUAAAUGGAUGCCUCCCUCUAUUGGUUGGAUUAAAUGCAAUACUGGUGGUGUCUUUGAUAUUAUUUCUGGAGCAAAUGGUGCAGGGUAUGUGAUGCGAGAUUUCACAAGAAAAGCAAUCUUUUGUGCAUCCUUAGUGUUUGAAGUUCUUUCUGCUGAAGAAGCUGAAGCAAGAGCCAUCUGGGCGGUUCUGAAGAAAACUUUGGAGGAACCUCUAACUCACAUCAUCAUAGAAAGUGAUGCAAAGUCCCUUAUCGAUCAAUUUUCAGCUAGGAAUUUCGAGGGGAACUCGCGUACUGAUGCUAUCUUUAAAGACGUUCAGUUUUUCUCUUCUAAGUUAGUUGCAUGUAUCUUUACUUUCCAACCUCGUUAUUGUAAUUCUGUAGCUCAAUGGGCUAAAAACAACAAUUCUACCAUGUACUGGUCUACCCCUCCUGUCUGGCUUUUAGCAACAGUUGAGGAGGACCAUUUGCCUUUUUGA
This is a messenger RNA of Papaver somniferum (opium poppy), 579 nucleotides long. RefSeq lists its product as uncharacterized. The record is from RefSeq and is a predicted model, not a curated record. NCBI's taxonomy places the organism in Eukaryota, Viridiplantae, Streptophyta, Magnoliopsida, Ranunculales, Papaveraceae. The transcript has a single exon. The coding region runs from base 1 to 579 and encodes 192 amino acids. Gene Ontology annotation, molecular function: RNA-DNA hybrid ribonuclease activity; nucleic acid binding.